GGGGCUGUGUGUGUGAGUGUGAAUGUGAGUGUGGGGACAAUGCGAGAGGCUCUGCCCUACGUUGGGUUUCUCAUGGCUUCUGUCGCAGUCACCUUCCUCAUUGUGGCCACGUGGACUGACUGCUGGAUGGUCAACUCGGAUGACAGCCUGGAGGUCAGCCAGAAAUGCCGGGGCCUGUGGUGGGAAUGUGUGACCAGCACUACUGACGGCAUUCGCACGUGUGACAACCACGAUUCCAUCCUGGCUGAGCACCCGUUGAAGCUGGUGCUGACCCGGGCUGUGAUGAUCAUUGCCGACAUCCUCGCUGGCAUCGCCUUCCUCAUCCUCAUCCUCGGCCUGGAUUGUAUCAAACUUCUCCCUGACCAGCUACCCGGCAAAGCCAGGGUCUGCUUCCUCGCUGGAGUCCUCCUGCUGCUGGCAGGAGUGCCUGGGCUGGUGGGCUCGCUGUGGUACGCGGUGGAUGUGUAUGUGGAGCGCUCCACGCUGCUGGCACAGGACGUGUUUCUGGGUGUGCAGUACGAGUGGGGUUGGUCGUGCUGGCUGGGCAUGGCGGGUGCCCUGGCCUGUCUGCUCGCGGGCAGCCUCCUCACCUGCUGCCUGCACCUCCUGACAGUCAGCGCCCGCCCACCUGAGCCCCGCCUCCUCACAGUCUCGGGCGCUGAGAGGACAUCAUCGCCGCAGCAACAGGCAGAGCGGACGGUGACGGCCAAGAUGUACGCCUUCGACUCCCGCGUGUGAGCAACCCAGCCCGGCCAGCUCAGCCCAGCC
Molecule: messenger RNA, 768 nt
Organism: Callorhinchus milii (elephant shark)
Lineage: Eukaryota; Metazoa; Chordata; Chondrichthyes; Chimaeriformes; Callorhinchidae
Product: claudin-16-like
Exons: 5
Coding region: 40-738 (232 amino acids)
Biological process (GO): bicellular tight junction assembly; cell adhesion
Cellular component (GO): bicellular tight junction; plasma membrane
Molecular function (GO): structural molecule activity
Source: RefSeq, a predicted model, not a curated record